Molecule: messenger RNA, 8913 nt
Organism: Lagopus muta (rock ptarmigan)
Lineage: Eukaryota; Metazoa; Chordata; Aves; Galliformes; Phasianidae
Exons: 8
Coding region: 4578-5525 (315 amino acids)
Source: RefSeq, a predicted model, not a curated record
GGCCUUGGGGACUCCAAGGGGCCACUUUACUCCCCAAAAUAUGACAGUUUCUCCCCAAAAUAUAAAAUUUCUCGUGGUCCGCGGUCUCUGCUGCCACCGCGUGGCAAAUGUGCGGAACUGCACGCGCGGUGGUGUGCCGAAAACACCGCAUGCGUGGUGGUGUGAAGAGAAAAGCGCAUGCGUACAGGUGUGCCAAGAAAGGCGCAUGCGUAGCGUUGUGUCGAUGCAAAUACGUGCGUAGGACUGGUGGCAGGUGUGGAGGCAUGCCAGGAGUGGUGCACGCUGUGUCGGACUUGGCACGUGCGUAGUGUUUGCCGGAUCUGAUGCAUGCAUACUGCUUUGUCAACAACAGUACGUGCUUUGUAUUUUGGGCACGGGCUUUUGUGCUGUUUUGGGGCAGUCUGGGGGUCCAUGCAGCUUACAUCAAGGCACGGUGCAAUGAGUCAUACUGCUCAGGGUCUGAAUUCGGGGCAUUUGGGCUUUUUGUUGUCAUAACAGGGAUCCAUCUGGGCCCUAGAUUUGGAGACAGGUUUGGGGCCAGGUGAUGAGGAUGGUCAAGCAUGACCUGCCCUUCAUGAACCUGUGCUGACUAGGCCUGAUCUCCUGGACACUGCGCACAUGCCGUGCAAUCUCAUCUAAGAUGAUUUGCUCCAUAACCUUCCCUGUUACCAAGGUCAGGCUAACAGGCAUAUAGUUCCCCGGAUCCUCCUUACGGCCCUUCUUGAAGAUGGGAGUCACAUCAGCAAGCCUCCAAUCCUCUGGGACAUCACCAGUUAACCAGGAGCACUGACAGAUGGCUCAGAGGGGCUCAGCAAUCACCCCUGCCAGCUCCCUCAGCACCUAAUGGUGCAGCCCAUCCGGUCCCAUGGACUUGUGACAGUCCAGACGGAGGAGAAGCUCUCUGACUAUCUCCACCAGAAUCGCUGGGGGCAUAUUCUGAACAGCGUCCCAGACUUCCAGAUCGGGGCAUAAAAAGCCCAGAGGAUAACUAGCCUGGCUAUUAAAGGCAGAUGUAAAGAAGGCAUUGAGGCCCUCAGCCCUCUCCUUGUCCUCAGUGACCACAUUCCCUGCUGCAUCAAGUAUAGGAUGAGAAUUAUCUUUGGUUCUUCUUCUGCCGUUGAUAUAUUCAUAAAAGGAUUUUUUUUAUUGUCUUUUACUGCAGAGGCCAAUCUGAGUUCAAGUUGGGCUUUCGCCUUCCUAACUUCCUCCCUGCAUACCUUAGCUACUUCUUUAUAAUCUCCCCAAGUAGCCUGCCCCUUCUUCCAGAGGACGUAGGCUCUCUUUUUCUCCUUGAGUCUCAACAGUAAUUCCCAGCUCAUCCACACCAGUCGUCUUCCCCUACGGCAUUCAGAGACAGCCUGUUCCUGUGCCUUUAAGAUUUCUGUCUUGAGGAGCAUCCAGGCUUCCUGGGCCCCUUUAUCCUUGAGAAGCGACUCCCAAGGGACCCGCGCUACAAGCACACUGAACAGAUCAAAGUCUGCCCUCUAGAAGUUCAAGAAGGUGGUUUUGCUGGUCACUCAUUCGACAUCCUCAAGAAUGGAUAAUUCUACAGUUCCGCAGUCACUCUGCCCAAGACGAUCUCCAAUCUUCACUUCUCCACCAGUCCUUCUCUGUUAGCAAAGACCAGGUCCAGCAGGGCACCGCCUACCAGUUGCAUAAGGAAGCUAUCUUCCACAAGUCUAUAAACCUCCUGGACUGCUUCCUCAGUGCUAUAUUAUAUUUCCAACAUAUAUCAUCAACAUACAUCAUUCCUUGAUGUUUAACCCCAUUGAUACACCAACAUCACCUCGCAGUGUCACCCCACCACAUCACAUCACUGCAGUAUCAUCCCAAUCUCACCACAAUAUCAACCCUGAGCAUCACUCCAGCAUUACUCCUUGAUGUGUAUUACCUCAGUAAUACCCCAGCAUCACCCAUCACCCCAACAACAGCCCCUGCUGUCAAUCCCAGUGAUAACCCAGCAUUACAUCCCAACGUAAUGGUACAUAGAGGCAAGUAGCAGGUUCACCCACUGAGGACACCCAUAUAAUCAAAGAACGUUAGGAUGCUAUAAUCACAAAAUAAAAAAGAGAGAUAGGCAAAGUAAAUUAUUAUAACAAAAGAGAAUAAAUGGAAGACUUACCCUUAUGCUGAGUCCACCUGCAAAUCACCAGUAGGGGCAACCUCCAGAACAGAUCCUUCCCCACUGGUAGCCAGCUCUUAAAUAGGUCUAGGAGAGGUGCAGCCUGGCUCCACCCCUUCCGGCAGCACAGGUGAAUUGAAUUGCCUUCACCUGUGCUCCUCUGGCUGACUCACAGCUCGCCUCAGGUGAUCAAUCAAAGGUUCAGGCCAUGACUCAGCAGUUCCCAUACAACACCAAAUCCUGAAAUAUUUUCACGAUGGUCUUUAAUUGCAAAGCGAGCAGGUGACACACAUUUCUCACUGGGGAGCCAUAAGCUGACCCUGGCAGUUUGGCCAACAGCACUUGCUCCAUUCACACCGAUAAUCUCAACCCUUUGCUGUCCAGGCUGCACACACAGCUUCUCUACAUCUUGCUGUGUUUUGAAAUCUGUGCUCCCCUACCUAUUAGAAACAUCACCAAUUGUCUCUGAGGACAGAUUGGGAUCAAAAUACGUGGGCAUAUACAUACGUACAUCAUAGCUCAUCCACUGAUAAACCUCCCAUUGCUGGACAGGCAGACCCAAUUACCUGCCAGUCAUUACUUUUUAUUUAUUUAUUUUUCUUUCUUCAUACCUUUAUGGGAACUGUGAGGUCACAGCCUGAAGUAGUGAUUAAGCACCUGGUGAGGGGUGUAGCCCUGCGAGCACAGGUGGAAGCAAUUCUCCUAUGGGACCAGAUAGGGCUGAGCCUGGCUCCACCCCUCCCUGAUCGCAUUUAAGGGCUGGCAGCCACAGAGGCAGCAUCCCUUUGUGGAGACUGCCUUCUUGGGAGCCUUGGGUGAGCCCUUGGAGUAUGGUGAGUGAUUCCUUCUAUGUUUCAAGGCUCUGGGCUUCUCUUUUUGUUAGAUCUUGCCCAUAUAGCCGUCAGCCCUUCAACGUGGUCAGGAUCUGUAUCUGGAGGCUGUCUCUUUUGGGGUGUGGGAUGUGUUUCUUUCUUUAUUGCAGGGCCAUUAUCUCCCCUUUUUGGGGUAUCCUGAUCACUUUUAAGGGUUGGCAGCUGUAAGGGUAGUAGCUCUACCUGGGGACUGCUUCCUCUAGAGUGUGGGGUGAGCCCUUGGAGUGGGAUGAGUGGUUCCUUUUUUAUUUCAAGGCUGUGAUUCCUCCUUUUUUGGGGGAUCCUGACAGCAUUUAAAGGUCUGUAGCUGUAAAGGUGUUUUCUCUUCCUGGAGGCUGCCUCUUUGGGUGUGUGGGGUGAAUAUUUCCUUUGUUAUUUUGAUGGGAGCUCUGUGUUUUUCGGGGGAUCCUGACCGCGUUUAAGGGCUGGUAGCUGUAAGGGUGGGGUCUCUGUCUAGAGAUUGCUUCCUUUAGAGUGUGGGGUGAGUGUUUGUCUUUGGAAUGGGGCAAUUGAUUUUCUCUUUGUUGUAGGGUUAUGAACUCCCCAUUUUUUACAGGAUCCUGACCACAUUUAAGGGCUGGCAGCUGUAAGGGCAUCAUCUGUACCUGGAGACUGCUUCCUUUAGGAUGUGGAGCAAGCACUUGGAGUGGGCUCGAUGGGGUUUAAGGAUUGCCAGGGCUCCUCUAAUCAGCGGUGUGAGAACUGCAGAGCAGGAAAGGCGUUCCAUCCCUCGGUUCAUAUUUGUGGCUGUUCUCUGGACGUGCUCCAACAGCUCCACGUCUGUCCUGCACUGUGGGUAUCCACAUCCAGACACAGCACCUCCAGGUGAGGUCUCACUAGAGCAGAGGGGCAGGGCCACCUCCCUUUGCCUACUGACCUACUGAUCUUUGGAUGGAGCCCAGCACACGGUUGGCUUUCUGGGCUGGGAAGGUACAUUGCUGAGUGCCCACUACUCAGCCUGUUGAGGUCCCUCUGGAUGGCGUCCUGUCCCUCUGGCGUGUCACUGCACCCCACAGCUCAGUGUCAGUAGGGUUCGCUGACAAUGUCACUGAUGAAGGGGCAAUCCCAGAUGUUUAGAUGAACUCAGCAAAGAACACCUUGAGAGCAGCCCCACAGAGAAAGAUUUGCGGAUCCUGGUGGAUGAGAAGGUGGACAUGAGCCAGCAGAGUGCGCUUGCAGCCUGGAAGGCCAACGGUGUUCUGGGCUGCAUUAAAAGAGGAGUGGCCAGCAUGGAGAGGGAGGGUCUUCUCCUGACUGCUUCAACUUCUGAAAUACCAUUGAGAGUGGCUCAGUGACUGCAGUGGUGAAUUCCCUCAGAACUCUGGGACUCAUCUUGUCAGACCCAAAGACUCCUGGAUGUUCAGGUCCUCAGGUGGCAGCAGAGCUGUGGUGCUCCCGAGUGCCGUAACGACUGCAUGGAGAUGUGUGGGUCUUCAUGGGAACAGCAAGGAACUGGAAUCUGCAUCUCUUGGAAUGCCCCGGAACCUCGCUUUGCUGGCUGGUAAUUGUCUGCCCAGCAGGUGGCAGCAGAGCUGCGGUGCUCCUGAGUACCGUAACGACUGCAUGGAGAUGUGUGGGUCUUCAUGGGAACAGCAAGGAACUGGAAUCUGCAUCUCUUGGAAUGCCCCGGAACCUCGCUUUGCUGGCUGGUAAUUGUCUGCCCAGCAGGUGGCAGCAGAGCUGCGUUGCUCCUGAGCACUUUAAGGACAGCACGGAGAUGCGCGGCUCUUCAUGGCAGCAGCAGAAACUGGAAUCUGCAUUUCAUGGAAUGCCCCGGAACCUCGCUUUGCUGGCCGGUAAUUGUCUGCCCAGCAGGUAAGGGCAGUGCUCACCCACCAUUGUAUACUCAUUACUUACUGAGGCACAAGGUAGGGUUCCCAGAGCUCAUUUCUGCACUUCAUGGUGCCCUGAAUGCUGUCUGUCCUUUUCUUUCUGUGUUCUCCUCACCUCCAGCCUUUCCCUGCUGUGUUCUCCUUGCCCUCGCUGUUCCCUACUGCGUUCUCUUGCCCUCCUGUUUUGGCGUUCCCUGUGGCAUUCUCUUGGCCAUUUGCCCUUGGCCACCUUUGCUGCGUUCUCUUUGGCCUUUGGUUCUGGCCAUCUGUGCCACAUUCCCUUGGCCUUUGUCCUUGGCCUUCUUUGCCACGUUCCCUUUGCCUUCUGUUCUGGCAUUCCCUACAACAUUCUCUUUGGCCUUCAGUUUUGGCGCUCCUGGCUGCAUUCUCUUUGGCCAUUGCCCUCAGCCUUCUUUGCCACAUUCCCUUUGGCCUCUUGUUUUGGCAUCCCUUACGGCGUUCUCUUUGGCCUUUGGUUUUGGCGUUCCCUUCCAUGUUCUCUUUGGCCAUUGCCCUUGGCCUUCUGCGUUGGCCUUCCAUGCAGCGUUCUCAUGGACCUUGCCCUCCAUUUUGGCCUUCCCUGAUUUGUUUUCUUUUGUCUCUGUUUUGGCGUUCUCUGCGGCCUUCUCCUCAGGCCUGGCCUGUGACGAGGCUUUCUCUUCAGUGCUCUCCCUGCCUUUGCCUUCCCUUUGCCUUUGACGUUGCCUUCCCUUGGGUGUCGUCCAUGCCUUUGCCCUCCGUUUUGGCGUUCCCUCAGCUGUUCUCCUUGCCUUUUGCUCUUACCUUUGCCUUGGCCUUCCCUAUCGCUCACUCUGAGCACGAUCCUAAUAACCCUAACCUCAAUACUUUCUCCCCAACCCUAAGCUCUGAACCCCAAAUGUAGUGUGAAUUGCAGCCAUGACUGUAUAGAUACCUGUGCAAAUUAACCCUGCGCCUUCCAUAGUGCUUUCAAUUGGGCACUGAACCCCUCUGUAACCUUCUGUGUAAUACUAACAAAAACCCCACAGCUUCCCUGUUAAAUACUCCUAACCUUACUCUGAAGCCAUUUCUUGGAGCUGUGUUUGGCUUCCAUGUUUUGUGGGUGGGCUGACUGAGCAUCGUUUCUGUCUCAGCGUUCCUCCUUCUAAAGCGUGUCUCUGUAUUACAGGUGAAGAUGCCUUCGAUGCUUCCAGUUGAUGGCUUCCCCCCUGCAAUGCCAUCGUCUUUCCAGUCCUCCCGCACUCACCGCCUGCUCGGUUCAGUCCAGCCGUUACCUGAAUCCCUGCUCCGUUCCCUUUCCUGAGUGCUGUAAGGACAGCAUGGAGAUGUGCGGCUCUUGAUGACAGCAGCAGGAACCGGAAUCUGCAUUUCCUGGAACGCCCUGGAACCCUACUUUGCUGCCUGGUAAUUGUCUGCCCAGCAGGUGAAGAUGCCUUCGAUGCUUCCAGUCGAUGACUUCCCCCCUGCGAUGCCAUUGGCUUUUUUGGCCUCCCACACUCACUGCCAGCUCAGUUCAGUUGAGCCGUUACCCGAAUCCCCGCUCCGUUCCCUUUCCACGAUCUUCCUGUCACUCUGCCACAAGCCCCCACCAAGGUCAUCGCAGGCAACAUGUGGGAUGCGGCACUCGGUCUCACUGCAGUUCAUCCCAUCAGCUUCAGCCCAGCGAUCCAACCCACCCGCACCCUUCCUGAGGGCCCUUCUGUUCCCAGGCCAAUCAACGCUUCCUUCUGAUGCCAUCUGCGUUCCUUCCUGGCCACUUUAAGACUCGUGCCCCUUUGUGGCCAUUUUGAGAGUUGCGCUGAUUUCAGCAUGUGCGUUCAAUUGACUUCAACCAAAUUGGCUUUAGCUUUACAUUCAAUUAAUGUAAACCAAAUUGGCUUUAGCUUUACAUUCAGUUGACUUCAACCAAAUUGGCUUUAGCUUUACAUUCAAUUAAUGUAAACCAAAUUGGCUUUAGUUUUACAUCCAAUUAAUGUAAACCAAAUUGGCUUUAGCAUUGCCUUGCUUACGGGGUUGGGUUAGCUUUGCUUUGUUUGUUCUAGCGCAGGGCUAACCCAACCCCGUAACCAAGGACCGGUGGAGGCGAUUUUGUUCCUCCCGGCCAGUCUGAGACUCGCGCCCCCUUGUGGCCAUUUGAAGAGUUGCGCUGAUUUCAGCGUCUGCAUUCAAUUAAUCUCAACCAAAUUGGCUUUAGCCUUGCAGUCAUUUUGCAUCAACCAAAUUGGCUUUAGUUUUACAUUCAAUUGACUUCAACCAAAUUGGCUUUAGCUUUACAUUCAAUUAAUGUAAACCAAAUUGGCUUUAGUUUUACAUCCAAUUAAAUGUAAACCAAAUUGGCUUUAGUUUUACAUCCAAUUAAAUGUAAACCAAAUUGGCUUUAGCAUUGCCUUGCUUACGGGGUUGGGUUAGCUUUGCUUUGUUUGUUCUAGCGCAGGGCUAACCCAACCCCGUAACCAAGGACCGGUGGAGGCGAUUUUGUUCCUCCCGGCCAGUCUGAGACUCGCGCCCCCUUGUGGCCAUUUGAAGAGUUGCGCUGAUUUCAGCGUCUGCAUUCAAUUGAUCUCAACCAAAUUGGCUUUAGCCUUGCAGUCAUUUUGCAUCAACCAAAUUGGCUUUAGUUUUACAUUCAAUUGACUUCAACCAAAUUGGCUUUAGCUUUACAUUCAAUUAAUGUAAACCAAAUUGGCUUUAGUUUUACAUCCAAUUAAAUGUAAACCAAAUUGGCUUUAGUUUUACAUCCAAUUAAUGUAAACCAAAUUGGCUUUAGCAUUGCCUUGCUUACGGGGUUGGGUUAGCUUUGCUUUGUUUGUUCUAGCGCAGGGCUAACCCAACCCCGUAACCAAGGACCGGUGGAGGCGAUUUUGUUCCUCCCGGCCAGUCUGAGACUCGCGCCCCCUUGUGGCCAUUUGAAGAGUUGCGCUGAUUUCAGCGUCUGCAUUCAAUUAAUCUCAACCAAAUUGGCUUUAGCCUUGCAGUCAUUUUGCAUCAACCAAAUUGGCUUUAGUUUUACAUUCAAUUGACUUCAACCAAAUUGGCUUUAGCUUUACAUUCAAUUAAUGUAAACCAAAUUGGCUUUAGUUUUACAUCCAAUUAAAUGUAAACCAAAUUGGCUUUAGUUUUACAUCCAAUUAAUGUAAACCAAAUUGGCUUUAGCAUUGCCUUGCUUACGGGGUUGGGUUAGCUUUGCUUUGUUUGUUCUAGCGCAGGGCUAACCCAACCCCGUAACCAAGGACCGGUGGAGGCGAUUUUGUUCCUCCCGGCCAGUCUGAGACUCGCGCCCCCUUGUGGCCAUUUGAAGAGUUGCGCUGAUUUCAGCGUCUGCAUUCAAUUAAUCUCAACCAAAUUGGCUUUAGCCUUGCAGUCCUUUUGCAUCAACCAAAUUGGCUUUAGUUUUACAUUCAAUUGACUUCAACCAAAUUGGCUUUAGCUUUACAUUCAAUUAAUGUAAACCAAAUUGGCUUUAGCUUUACAUUCAAUUAAUGUAAACCAAAUUGGCUUUAGUUUUACAUCCAAUUAAAUGUAAACCAAAUUGGCUUUAGUUUUACAUCCAAUUAACGUAAACCAAAUUGGCUUUAGCAUUGCCUUGCUUACGGGGUUGGGUUAGCUUUGCUUUGUUUGUUCCUAGGCAGGGCUAACCCAACCCCGUAACCAAGGGCCAGUGGAGGCGAUUUUGUUCCUCCCGGCCAGUCUGAGACUCGUGCCCCUUUGUGGCCGUUCUGAGAAUUGCAAUGUCUUUGGAUGGGCUGAGAUCUGCACUGCUUUUGAGGUGGGUUCUCACAAAUGUGGUGUCACUAAUGGGGUAUGGUGGGUUUGUACCCUUUCUCUGGUUGGUCUGACGUCUAUGUGAACCAUGUGUUACAGCUGUACUGCAUAUGUGUGUGCUGCGCCUGUAAAUUGCGUCGUGCCAUGUAUGCAAUAUGUGUUAUGUUGCGCCUGUAAACUGUGUUGUGCCUUGUACAGAAUGUGUGGAUGCUGUGCCUAUAAACUAAGUUGGGGAAUCACAGACCCCUAUUCAUUAUAUGUUCUGCUUCUCAAUGCAUAGUUGCUGGUAUAGCGUGUAUAUACAUACAUGUAUAUGAUUGUAUGAGUCCUGCCUUGUGGAAACAGU